Messenger RNA from Schistosoma guineensis, 9217 nucleotides. Lineage: Eukaryota; Metazoa; Platyhelminthes; Trematoda; Strigeidida; Schistosomatidae. The record is from the annotation of a GenBank genome assembly.
UAAAGAAUAAUAGGUAGUAUGCAAGAAUUGACAAAUUGUAAGAGUAAAUGACGAGUAAUUCCAAGAGCAUGCAAUCUCUUUAUGUAAUAGGUCAGACGGAAAACCUUCUUCGAUAACGAUAAAACGUGAGAAGACCAAGACAGAUCAGAGGAAAAGGUGACACCAAGAUAAUUGACCUUCGACAUUGAGUUUAUCAAAGAGUCUCCGAUGGAACAAGCACUAUGGGAUCUCAAAAUAGUGUUUAUAUUCCGUUUAUGUCUCAUGCUAAAGUUAACAGCUUGACAUUUAGACGGAUUAAGUAUGAGACCAUUACCAACAGACCAACAAUCAAUACGAGACAAAAACUCAUUCAUUUCUAUGGGAUGUAAAGAGGAAGAUAUAGGCAUACAUACAGUGAGGUCAUCCGCAUACUUCACAAAAGUGUUUUCUGUGGAAGAUGGCAGGUCAUGCAGAAAAAAAGAGAAUAGAAGAGGUGAAAGAACAGCUCCUUGUGGUACACCUUCAUGAGACAGUAGAGACUCUGAACUCUUUCCUCCAAACACAGUGUAUUGUUCCCUUCCAGAGAGGUAGGAACAUAGCCAGUUGGUUAUCCAGCUGUCAGUGUUGACGCUGAUUAACUUGUUAAGUAAACGUUGUCUUGGUAUAAAGUCAAAAGCUGAAGUAUAGUCCAGAAAAGUACAUCGAACAUACUUUUUACCCUUUUCUAAGUUGAACACUAUGUUGUGAUGCAGAACUGCAACAGCAUCUAAAGUGCUUCUUUUGCGCCUGUAUGGAAACUGGUAUGGGUCAGUAUGCUCUUUUAUCGCAGGCUGAAGUGGAAGAAUUAAUAAUUUUUCCAUGGUUUUGAGGAAGGGUGAAGUUAUUGCAAUAGGUCUAAAUUUUACAUUCUUAUCACCAAAUGCUUUCUUGGGUACAGGAAUUAUCUUCAUCCUUCUCCACAUUUUCGGUAUGAGAUUAGAUGAGAAGGAUCUGUUAAAUAUAGUUGUGAUCGGAUGACACAGAACGUCAGCACAUUUUUUAAAAAGGAUGUUUGGGAUACCAUCAGGUCCCAAACAUCGAGAUGAAUUAAGCGACUGGAGACAUCCUCGUACAUCAGUUUCAGUGAAAGUAGGAACACAGCUAGUUUUUAAACCCGUGGAUAGAGGGAGCAUCACAUCAGAUGACUGACGUACAAAAGACUUAUUUAAGUCACAAACAUUCAGCUGGUUAUCGAUUCUAAACUUUCUGUCACCUGUAAGUGCUUAUAUAUAUAUAAACGUUCUGAUUAAAUAACCAAUGUAUUUAUCAUCGAAAUCUUUAUGAAAAUACUUGAUAAUUCGUUAUUAAGAGAAAAAAUCGUGGUAAGAGUACUCUAGGAAAUUAAUUAUUAUUAUGAAAAUUGUCUUUAGUUCAAUAAAUUAAAUUCAAUUCAUUAUUUAUUGGAAAAUAUUAUGUUUGCAGAGCCAGUUUGAUCAUUUAAACUAUGUGGUCAAUCGUUCAAAACAAUUAAUUGAACAAUCUAAAUCACUCGUGCCUAUUUAUCUACGAACUAAUCGUAUUAAAUCCCCUGUAAAUGGUGUAAUGUUAUGCGAUUAUGAAACACCUAAAUUUAAACUAACCGCUGGUGAACGAAUUGUUAUAAUUGACAAUAUGGCUGGUGGUGUAGAAAAUAAACAGAAAUUCCUACUAAGAACAGGAACUAAUCAAGAGGAAGAUAUAACAUCUGAAGCAUCACACAAUAUGACAUCUGAUACAUUGGAUAUUUGUGAAACAGACAGUGACAGUCAUUCAAGAACUGAAGAAAUAGACGAUCGUUCAACUGACAGUAACUCUUAUUUACGAUAUCCGAAACCUAGAAUUACAACAAUGCCUUAUUGGAAUUUCGGUCGUGGUCAAACCAGUGGUUCUGAAAUCACAAGUAGUGAUCAAACGAGUAGUACUUUUACAGAAAAUGUCAGUCCGUUGGGACAAUCAUCGUCAAAGCUUCAUUGGCAUAUUAGAAGUAUUGAUGGGAAAGUCGAAGCAUUAGUACCAUCUGUAUGUGUAUGGAUUCCGUCACCCGAUAUGGAAGCUCAAGAGAAGGCAAUAAAACUAUAUAAAGUUAUAUUGGACAGUUGGAAUUACAUAAUAGAUGAACAAUUGAAAAUUUGUCUUCAAUUUUUCACAAUCUUAUUACAACGGUUUAUUGAAAGCGAUGGUUUAACUACAGAUGAUGAUGAAGCAUUUAAACGAUUUCUAAAUAACUUAGUAUUCUCUUUAACUGAACCACCAACAGCUGAGGCGGAAAAUUUUAAUAAGGAAUUCUUACGACUUAUUGAUGCUACACGUGAACAUUGGAAUAAAACAAAGACAUUUGGAACACGUACGUCAGAUAGCAUUCAUCUACGUCGAACAGAAAUUGCAAUAUUUCAAAGUCUGCUUGAUUGGAAUAAAGCUCAUAUGAGAACUAUAAAACAAUAUGAACAAGAAAACAUUAUACCACUUGAUUUAUCACAAAAACUCAAUGAUCUUCAAGAGCAAAGUUUUCAUAUGAUGGAAACUGUGACACUUGUCAAUGAUUUAGCUCAGAAGGAUAAGAAAAAAUUAGAUAGUUUAUUAAAUCAAUUAAGGAUAUGGAAUAAACAAACAAAAGACAAAAAUCAAUUUAAUAUUUAUUCAUUGUCAUCAAGUUCUGAUGAUGAAUGGUUGUCAAGUUCAGGUUCGGAGUAUAUAAAUUCAGAAAGUACUUAUGAAUCGAUUGAUGAAACAGAAACAUCGUAUAUCGUUCAUUCGAAACAAAUUAAACAACCACAUUUUACAAGUAGUUUAAAAUUUCCACAUAAAACGUUUAUACUGCCAGCUAUAUUCACAUAUGAUGAAGAAAUGGUGUGUAGUUGUACUACGAGUGAAGAAAUUCAAAGUAUUGGUACUGGUAGUUCUUGUACAACCGACGAUGAAAUUGAGGAUUAUCAAAAAUACCAUUUAAAACAAGAUUUUCUUACAAGAUCGGAGGACGAUUUCUUGAAAGAAAAUAAAAAUUUCGUAACUACACUUGACAAACAAAUGUUGUUAACACUUGAACGGCCGAUGGAUACAAAAGAUAAACCGAUAACAUACAAGAGUAGAAAAUACAUCGAUACAAAAGACGGUGGGCGCUAUUCAGUUGUCUAUAUCGAAGUAGCGCCAACUGAAGAAACUAAUAUACUUGAUUCCACUGAUCAAGAAAAUUUGAAACCGUCAACAAUUUCAAAAUCUACGCAAUCAGAAGAUCCUUUGAAAAAAACAAAAUUUACACGGAGAACAUGGAUAGAAAAGCAGCAUGUUGAAGAAGCAAAGAGUUUGACUAAAAUUGAAGAGUCAGCUAGAAUAAUUCAUACAAGGCCUAGCAAAGUUCAAAUCACAGAUAUAGGUAUAGAAGCACGUCCAACCUUCAGAAGCAUUGAAUGCUGUACUAGAGAUCUUAUAACCACAACUUCACAAUCAAUAACAGAAUUACGAAAACAACCACGUCAAAUUACCAAACAAAGAGAGAAUGUUCAAACACAAACAGAAAAGCACUCUGAAGAUUUCAUCUAUGCAGUUAGGCAGUACGCACAUGUAAAAGAGAUAACAGAAGCUCAAUUCAAUCAGCUCAUUCAACAAGAAGUAGAAAAGUUGAAAUCUAAAGCCAGAGGCGACAGAGCUUGUCAAACUUAUGAAAUAAUGAAAAGCCCUGUGGGAAUAUAUAAAAUUACAUCUGAUGAUCAUAAACCACAUGAAAAAGUUUCAGAAAGUCCACGAUUAAGAGGUGAAUUUGGUUGUCAGUAUCAGCAACAAAUAAGACUUCUUGACAAACAGGAGCACUACCUUAUACAAAGUACACCUAAAACAACCAUGUCAGAAAUGUACGACAUCGAGACAAGUAAUGAAGAAAAUAGGGCAAUGUUUGGACAGAUAACCGAAUCAAAAUUAGUAACACAAAGUAUCGCAUUUGUAGAUCAAAGACAAAUACAUAGUAGAGUUAAAUCAGAGGAAAGUUCUUCGGAAAAAAUAGGAAUAUAUGUUGAAAAUUUCCAACAAUACGAACAAACCGACGAAGAGAAGAAGGCAAUAUCAAGCCUAAACGACAAAAUAUACAAAAUGAAAAUAGAAGCCAGCAUACAAACAACAAAAUUCCAAUAUGACAGCUGGACACAAACAAAAAUGGACAAAACAGAAAACACAGAAAAGAGAGAGGAAAAACACAGCAUCAAAACACAAGACAGCAACAUAUUACAAAAAUACGAAACAAGAAAUGAAGACAAGUCAAAAGAAAAACAAGUCAAAGUGUGUAUCGUGGAUACGACGAGCGAGAUAGAUGCUCCAGUGCCAGCAAAACAAAAAGAAAUGAAGACAGAGGUACACAGAGAAAUAAAGACAGUGAAACCUGAUCAUAUGAUGUCAGUGAGUACCUCCUACGCAGAACCGCCUGUCAAACAGCCACCACCACGCCAACUGACUGACACUGCCACACAGGUGACCUCCGUUACCACACACGUCACGGAAUCCAGUGAGCAUGUGAUUGUCUCUAAACCCACCGUUCAAGUCCAAGCACCUCUCGUCACCGAGACCGCCUCAUUGGAGUUACCCACACCUGAACCUGUUCGCAAAACAUCACUAGUGGAAGCCACACAGUUCGUGAAACGUUCCACAGUCGACCAACAAAUCGACACAGUACCAGUCUCCUCGUCCGACGUGGGUGCACAGACUGAGCCACACAAAUCUCUACUCGACGGUGCUGCCCAUUUGUCGUUGAAACGCACCGAUGCGACGUCACAAGCCAAACCUGUCCAAUUGUGCAUGGUGGAUUCUUGGAGUGAGAUCCAUGCACCAGUGAAACCAGAGACACCAGUUGUUCCGGUCCACGAACCACCGAAACGCAUCCAAACAUUGGAAGCCUGUGUGCAGACGGUGAAGGAAAGUGUGUGUGUUGUGGACACUUCUACUAGUGUGAUGUGUAAAUCGGGGAAAGUUUCACCGAUUUCUGCUACAGAUGUUUUUGAUUCAAUGCCGUCGUCUGUCUUCGAUAUCUCUGUUUCUGCUACACCUUCUCUCUGUGAUUGUUGGUCUCAAUGUAGUUUUUCAUCGAUUAUAAAAUAUCCGAUUGUUGAUAGGUUUUCGACUUUUGAUCUGCCUGAAUCCUUAUCAUCUCCACUUGUUGAUUCUUGUUGUAUAAUGGUCUUUGGUUGCUCCUCUGUAGGAACUUUAACUGAGCCAUUAAAGCCUGUUCCCCGUGAUCUGAAAAGUCCGAACUUAAUUGACGCAUCUGGAUUCUUCCUUGUUGAUCCUGAUUAUUUGUCUUCAGCAAUUCAGGACGAAGAUGUCCCUCUUGACUCUGGAGACCUUGAAUGGGAGUUAGUUGACGAUAAUUUGAAAGAAUUACACCGUUGUUUGGUGAAUAGUUGUGUACAAACUGAAGAGUCAAAUAUUUAUAGGCCUGAUUCUCAAAGAGAACACUCUCCUUCCCUACCUGUUAGCCAAUUGCCUACCGUCAACAGGAAAAACUUUUCAGUCCAGUAUAUUUAUGAGCCUGCUCAAGAAAAUGCUUGCUGUCAAACCCAGCCCAUGACCUCUGAUAAAAUUCAAAAACAGAUCAUUAUCAAUAAUCUAGAUGCUGAAACCAUGACUGACGAUAUAGAGUCAAAUGUUGCCGUCUUACUUCAAAACGUAAGUUCUACAGACAUCAGAGAACGUUUAAUUGAACGUUAUUACUAUUCUGCACCAUGCAGUGCCAUGCUUGUGACUGAUGCAGAAGUUCAAGUCAACCUGACUGGCUCAGCUUAUAAAGGACACUCAAAAGAAUUCUACGUAAAAGACAUUUCUACAGACUAUAUUGUUGAGCAUCAUAUAGAAAAUGAAAAUAUAAUACUAGAAGAAUCGAGUGGACAUGAUGACAGUGAACAAACUGUGUCAGGCACAUCAUAUUCACGAUACAUGAAGCGCUUGCUUCAUGAAAGUGGUGUAACUGAAGUUUGGGAAAAAUGUCCCCCAACGCAUUCUGUCUUUGAUUAUUAUCAAAGCCGUCGUGAGUUUGGGUCGGUACGUGAGCAGGCCUCUAUGGCCAUGGAAGAGCCCGUUACAGCAGCAGAUGUUGGCAUUCAAAUUGUAUUCGAUUCAUUUUCACAUAGUUCACCGUCUGAAUCCGAAAUAUCAAGAUCUGAAUCCCCGCUUAGUGGAUCAAGUUACACUUAUGAAGCAUAUUUGAUGCGCUCAAGACUAGGACAAGUAUGUGAAGUCCAGUGUCAAUUCUGUCCUACACAUAUACCAACAGCGUCCCAAACGGAUCAUUACGGAAUUUCUAUGCAGACUGAAAGACAUGAGAAAUUAAAAGAGGAUAUUUUUGAAAUUUAUCAAAGAAGACUCAUAAAAGAUCAAAUUGCAGAAGCAUGGACUCAAGUUGAACAAGAUUUGUACACAGAAUCUCGAAUGGAAGAAGUUAGUGAACCUAUCGACGUAAUCGAAGAACGUAUCUUGGAAAUAACGGAGAAGAAAAGUAAAAAAGUUUAUAGUCAAAUAAAAAUUACGGAGGAAUUCACAGAAGAGGAGGAUUUGAUUGUUUGUGAAUUGGGUGUACAAACAGAUCCGUUCUAUGAUCAGCAAUACUUUAUCAAAGCAAAACAAAGUCAUUCUUCAAUAGAUUUUCGUGAAGAAAGUCCUAGACGUUUAAGUACUACGGGUAUUCAGACAUCAGUAAUUCACCUGGCCAGUAUUAUCUCUUCAGGUGAUAUAGCAUGGGCUGAUGAGGAUCUGUGUGAGGUAAUUAAGGCAGGCAUCAGAUUGCUUGGAUCUGAUGAGCAUAAAAGUGAAGAUAUAUCUGUGUCAAAAUAUGCGUCUCACCAACUAAACAUUUGCGCUAGAUUACCAACUGAUUCUAAUGAAAAGGUGCUUAUUAGUAGCGGCACACAAGUAAUUCCUAUGGAAUCAGAUCUCGAGAAAAAGUUCCAGAAGGAAUGGCAAUCAGAACCUAUCUCUUUCCAUGAAUCUGCAGAACCCUUCCAAUCUGAUGAUAUUGUAGGAAAAGUUGGAACGCUUACAGAAGAAACCCACCACAUGUCGAAAAUUUUAGUUCAACUACGUCAACGAACAUUACAGUAUGAAUUAUUUGAAUCACAAUAUUCAACAUCAUGUAUACAAUGGAAUAAUAUCCGUGAAGUGGCCAGUCCAAGAACAGGAUUAUUUGCACCAGUUGCAAUGGCAAUAAGAAGAGGAUGGAUUCGACUUGGUGAAACCAAUGAAUAUGUGGAUCCAAUGACCGGAGUUGCUAUUCCACUAGAAACGGCUUAUCAACAAGGACGUAUACGAUUAACUAGUUCAUCAAGUCAUUAUGAUAGAAAUGUUAUAACAAAUACACCUGUAUUACUCUUAAUUGAACGAGUAUACUUUAGUUGGUGCAAAGCCUAUUUAACAAGCGUUGUUAAUACGGCUACAGGAGAAGUACUAUCACCCAAUUUAGCAAUAGCAAAUGGUAUACUUGAAACAACGGAAGAUGAAAUACGCCUAUUAGAUAGUUUAACAAAUACAUGGAUUACUAUAGAAGAAGGUGCUGGUAGACAAAUAAUACAAUUAGAACCAUCAACUCCCACAACAGAAUCUAUGGAAGAUGAAUUAGAUGAACCAGUUAGCUGUAAAGUUUAUCAACUCACUCAUGUUUGUCCUGGUGGUGAACCAUCUCCUUGGUUAGGUCCAUUAGAAGCUGUACGUUUGGGAUUAUUAAAUUGGGAAACUGGUGAAGUUGCUGCUGAUUGGCCAGCAAGACCAAUGUUACGCAGUAUGAAUUCUACAGGGCAUUUAUCAUCGGAAGAUUUUAUUCCAACUAAAUGGUGUAGUUUUCUAACUGCAAAACAAGCUGGUUGGUUAAGAUUUAUUGAAGAAAUAGAACCACAACGGUAUAUAACAACAUCAGGUACGCCAAAUAAAGAGCCAGGAUCACUUCUAUUAUCAACACAAGUAAAUCUUUUAGCUCCAUCUCAAGUAUCAUUAAAUUAUGAACAAGAUGAUAUUGAAGAAAAUUAUCCUCAUCGACCUAAUCAAUAUCAUCAUGAAUUCAAUAUACCAAGAACUAGAUCAGAUGAUGUUUUUACAACUAGAAAUAUAAGUACAUCUAACUUAUAUCAUCCAAUUAAUGUAUUACCUGAUACUAGAAGUGUAUCAUGUACUCGAAUUGAUAUAACAUCACCAUUAUAUAAUGAUUAUAAAUUAAUUCCAUCACAUGUACAAGUAAGACAUGAAAAUGAUGAACAUUCAUGGACAAGUGAAACACAAAUAUGGGAAGAAUAUCAAGAGACUUCAUCAAGAACCAUUUCACCUGAUAAUGCAAGACGUCAUCAAUAAAUGUUUAUUUUUUAUUUUGAUAAUAAAUAAGUAAAUCAAAGGAGAAAUCUACACUCUUUUAAUAUGUUACAAUCAUGUUUUAAAAAGAAAAAGAAAAAUAGACACAUUCCAGUACAUUUCCAUCAUCACCAACACUUCUAUGUCCUUUUAGUGAUUAUGAAACCUUUUAUUAUUUGUUGUUGUGUUUUUUUUAUGUAAAAGAAAAUAAAAUAUUAAUUGAACAAUGGAAUAAAAUAAGACAUUAGUAAAACAAAUCUGUUUAUACAUAGAAAUUUUAACUAAAGCAAACAAUACUACUACUACUACUACUACUACUACUACUACUACUGCUACUACUAUUAUUAUUAUUGCUACUACUAGCUAUUAUUGCUGCUAAUACUAGUUAAACAGAAAACAUUUAAAUAACUAACUCAUUUAUGCACAUUCAAAUUAUGAUUCUCUUCUUGUUUUUUUUGUUUGUUUGUUUGUUAUUUGUUUUUGUUUUUUUGAUCGUUUUUGUUUUCACACUUUCGUUUUCAUUUAUCUGGGUACAUGUAUAACUGCAUAUAUCUAUAUAUACACACACACACAGAAAUACACAUCCAUAAAUAUAAAUAAGCACAAUCUACUUUCGUAUAAGAAAGAUUUUGUGUUACUUUUUCGUUUUUGUAUUAAUAGUAUAUAAGUAUAAAUGGCUAUUUAUUCUAUACUGUUCUAUUUUGUUUAAUUAGUACAUAGAUUAAUGAUUCGUUCAUUUACAGUGAGAUUUGGAUGUAUGGUGUGAACGUGUAGUAGUAUUUGAACCGCUACUUAUUAUAGUGGGAAGCAAAAGAUGUAUGCAGUUUGAAGAACUCUUUCAUUUAAUUGAUCAUCAAUAUGUAGCCAAUUCAUAACCACUUUGAUUUUGUUAAAUUAAAAUACAGAAACGACA